AUGGCGGAUAAUGAAUCUAGUACAUCAGAACUAGAAAAGACCACUCCAUCGCCGCCAAAGAACAAUACCAUCGGAAGUGCAUCAGGUCGCUAUCCCAAUAGUCAGUUUAUUGGAAUUCGAGCCUCAGACAGACAAAUGACUCCUCAAAACCUGCUAAAAACACUGUCAAGACUAUCUACUCCCGAGGAAAACUACCAAACUCCUCUUCAACAACCACCCUCUUCCACGAAAUCCAAUGCAAAUGCAUCACAAAUGACUGGCAAUGAUGAUCCAUUCACCGCCCCACAAGAUGCUGGUCAAAAACCUGUUGUGGUGAAGAGUAGAAUGAUAGCUACUACAGAGUCGGAAAACAACCCCACACCAACCAGAUCAGUCGGUGGACUUGUAUCUACUGCAUCAUUGGACGAUCUCAUCGAUGCAAAUAAUCACAUGUCCUUCUCGGCCGCGACCAAGUCCAACUUGGCAUCAUCACAGCUCCCAACUAUACAUAGGCGCCUACCCAAACCAUUACACAAUAGUAACACUAGUAAUACCGCAACCAAUCACACGCCAACCCCAUCUGCCACAUCAACUCCCAUACAACCACAGAAAUCACCACGACAAUCACAACAACAGCAAUCGGCCAAUCAAUCACUAGUAGAAGGCAACUCGGGUGGAUUCUAUUCUUCGCAAGGUCAGCCAAUAUUAGAUUUCUCAACCAUUGUCGAAAACGAAGAAGAACUACGCGACGACUCAUCCAAUGUAACAAAAACGCCCGUAAACGAACAAGAAGUCCUUGAAGUAGUACGACUCAAACUAGGAAACGCCCUAUCAAAGAAAGUACCAGCUGUUAACGAUAUCGUCAAGAGUGAUUUGGCUGAUGAGAUCUACUUGGAAGUACGGGAAUCACUCAAAGAACUCAAGGAUGUCGUCCGUGAAAUAAAGAGGAAACAAGAUAGCACCAUGAUUGAACAAGAGACCAUCAAGGAUGGAUUGUAUGACUUGAUUGAUGCUAGAAAACAGUUCCAAGAAAUACAAGGCUCCAUAGAUGAAGUGCAGAAUACUAUAAAAGAAGCCGAAGCUGAAUUCGCUGCUCAUCGAACCACCUUGGAAGAAAGACGUAGAGAAGAUGACAUCUUGGAAAUCCAAGUCAAGGAAUUGGAUGCAAAGACUUUGAAGUUGGCACAAAUCAUUGAAGACAAGAGGAGGGAACAGCAACAACUCUCAUCUCAACAACCUCCACCGUUGAUAAUACGUGUAUUACGAGAGUUGAAUGAACUUCGCUCCAAGUUCGCUUCACUCAUCGGAUUGUUCAUUCUCUUCUUAUUGGCAGAGUUUGUCUUUAUCUAUCUAUUGAUGAUAUCAAGAAGGGAAGAACUUGAAACCAGAUUGGGAUUGACACACAAUCUAUCUGGCUCAAAAGAUGCCGACGGUCAAGGUGUUUGGGUCAUUCCAAUGUUGCAGUCGGUGUUGAACUUUGUAUCGUCAGUGUUUUUCGCCGAUGAGAGAUAUCAGACACCAGUGUAA
Synchytrium microbalum is the source of this 1506-nucleotide messenger RNA. RefSeq lists its product as uncharacterized. The transcript is spliced from 4 exons. The coding region runs from base 1 to 1506 and encodes 501 amino acids. NCBI's taxonomy places the organism in Eukaryota, Fungi, Chytridiomycota, Chytridiomycetes, Synchytriales, Synchytriaceae. The record is from RefSeq and is a predicted model, not a curated record.